Messenger RNA from Rhinocladiella mackenziei CBS 650.93, 1542 nucleotides. RefSeq lists its product as uncharacterized. NCBI's taxonomy places the organism in Eukaryota, Fungi, Ascomycota, Eurotiomycetes, Chaetothyriales, Herpotrichiellaceae. The transcript has a single exon. Gene Ontology annotation, cellular component: endoplasmic reticulum. Gene Ontology annotation, molecular function: ubiquitin binding. The coding region runs from base 1 to 1542 and encodes 513 amino acids. The record is from RefSeq and is a predicted model, not a curated record.
AUGUCUACUCCCGAUAUCUCUCAAUUGAGCCCUUCGCAACAGGAGGCGUUGCAGACUUACACUUCAGUUACUGCGCAAGAUCCGAUAGCCGCAAUCCCCCUGCUACAAAGAUGCGAGUGGAAUGUCCAGAUCGCUAUCGCUCGUUUCUUCGAUGGCGAAUCAGCAACAGAUCCUGUAGCAGAAUCUCGUUCUACCCUUCCGGUUACUUCUGCUCGACAGACGGCCAACCUCCAAUAUGAAUCCUUCCUGGCAUCGACUCGACCUCCUGCUCCGCGUCGACACCCUGAAGAUGUCGUGGAAAGAGUUGAUACCAGUGCCACUACCGAAACCCAGUACCGUCCUCCGUUCUUAUUUUCCAUAUUUUUCACUAUGAUUAGUUCGAUAUACCGGGUGUCUAGGACGAUACUCUCCCCAUUCGGGUUCCUGGUCCCUUCGUUUCUUAUCCGCCUCUUUCACCGUCUAAUUUACCAACAAUCACGUCCUGUACGAAGAGCUCUGCCACCAGGGGAAAACGCAAGAAGGUUCACCCGAGAGUUCAGUGAAGAGUAUGGAGAGAAUACAAUACCCUUCUCAGAGUCAGGCUUCAACUUAACUCUUGACAACGCGAAGAAAGAUCUUAAAUUCCUCCUCGUGGUUCUACUCUCCCCAAGUCACGACGAAAAUAACACGUGGGUCCACGAAACACUCCUGUCGGGUCAAACGAAGUCUUUCCUAGAUUCCCACAAAGACGAAUUGAUACUUUGGGGCGGUAACGUUCGAGAUUCAGAAGCCUACCAGGUGUCUAGCAGCCUGCAAUGCACCAAGUUUCCCUUUGUAGCCUUGAUAUGCCAGACCAACGAGUCUGGGUCUUCUGCCAUGACGGUGAUUAUGCGUGCAGUCGGUCUGAUGCCCGCAUCCGAGCUCGUUGCAAAGCUCGGCACAGCCAUGACCGCGCAACAGGCCCAGUUGAGCGCUGCGCGUGCCCAACGAGCAGAGCAGCAGGCUUCUCGCAAUCUGCGACAGGAGCAGGAUUCGGCAUACGAGCGCUCUUUAGCUCAGGACCGCGAGCGGGCCCGUCGAAGACGAGAGGAAGAAGAGGCCGCUGCCCGAGCCGCGAGGGAAGCUCAAGAACAAGCUCGGGCUCUCGAGAAGAGGAAAGAGAUCGUAGCACAGUGGAAGCAGUGGCGGGCCCAGUCACUCCCGAGUGAACCGGGUCCUGAGGUGAAAGACGCGAUCCGAAUCAGUAUUCGUAUGCCCUCCGGUGAGAGAGUUAUCCGCAGAUUCCGUUCCGAGGCAGACCUCGACGAACUCUAUGCGUUUGUCGAGUGCUAUGAAGUGGUCAAGUCCAGAGAAGGCUCGGCGUUGGAUACCGCCGACGUCGAGGAACCAACGAACUACGAACAUGAAUACGGAUUCCGUCUAGUUUCACCCAUGCCGCGGGCGAUAUUUGACCUGGGAAAGGGAGGUCCCAUAGGUGAUAGAAUAGGAAGGGGAGCAAAUCUUAUUGUGGAACCCAUUGAAGAAGGGGAGGAUAGUGAGGGAGAUGAAGCUCGGUGUGUAUAG